AUGCACACAUUUCUAAUGCGCCUAUCUAGAUGAGCAGCUCAGCCAACUGAUGGAUGUGAUCCUUCGCAUCUUGGACACCUCGACACUCCCAAGCAACACACCUCGAAAGACUUAUGGUCUGGCACUUGCUAUCCUACAGGUCCAAAGACUCCCAGAGCGCAUCCUCGGCCCUUUCGUAGGGCGCAUCUCGUCGGCCAUCCGACGAGGCCUUGACGGCGAAUACGGAAGAGAGGGGAAGAAAGGACCUGCAUGGGAAUCGCUUGGAGCCUUGCAGACCCUGGCUGACGGGGAGAUUAUUGCCUUUCACGAGCAUUUCCCCCAAUUGUUUAACUCAUUACUUUCUUACCUUGUUUCACCUUGCUCAACAUCCCUUCGACUCAAGGCAGCUAUUGCGCUCGGUGCUCUGGGUCACUACUCUCUUUUGCAUAGAAUUGAGGGAUUGGUUGUACCCGUAAUGAGAGCUAGUGCGGCUCUUUCCCCCGUCCUCACUACUGCGUUCCAAAAGGGAGGUCUGGAAGGGGCUUGGGCCGUCACCGUCCUUGCAGCGAUUGUGGCCCUGACUGGUUACCAAUUUCAUCUCAGCCGAAAAUGGAUGAAGACUUUCAUGCACUGUUCUCAGACUGGCUUAAAUGCAAAGAAGGAUGUUGGUAUGAAGUUUGCAUCACGAGCUUUAUGGUGUUUCUUGUUGUGGGCUUGGGAAGAUGGACACGCACAAGGAAUCGAGGGUUUUCAGGCAAAUGACGACACUGGCCUAAUGAUUCGACAAGCCAAACGCACACAAGAAGGAAAUAUCGCUCCGGUAGUGCAGGCGCCCUUACUGCAACGUCCGAUGGGAGCCUCACUAGUUGCGGCGUUCAUUGGUGACGGUUCUGAUCAGGAAGCCGUUGCGACUGGCAUCUCGGUUCUCCACGAAAUGUUCGUCAAUCACUCACCCCUGAACAUCGAGCUUCUCUUCCGCUUGCUGGCCUUUUUCGUCAAAACUGGCGAUGAGAGGAUCGACCUGAAGAUUGGUGAAAGUGAUGUACCGUGGAAGUACAGCAAGCUGGUUUGCACCCCCAUUCUCAAUGGUUCCCUCAUUGCAAAUGCAGAUAUGAACUCUUUUAUACAAUCCGCCAAGGACAUGUUGUCGGAUGACGCUAAUGGUUCCAUUCGGUUAGCAGAUGUACGCCCCCUGGAUGGCGAGGAAGUCACCACCCAUUGGGACAAGUUAAUGCGUUGUUGGGACACCAUGUUCAAACAAGGGCUGGCGUUGAGUGACUCCAGUAUUCAGUCUACAUGCCAUAAGUUAUGGGUUGCAUUGGUUAAGGCCCGGGUCUCGGCAGCUAGCACUCUGGUGGAACGCAAGGCUCUCUCGCGAUCGAUGGUUGACAGAAUCGCAUCUUUUCUUGAGAAGUCACCGUCUGAGUGGGCCCCAGAAUCUGCAUUAUCCAUCGGCGCUAGUCAGUGCUCGAUAUCAGCGGCUAGCGCAAUGUUCAGCGCUCUUGUGCAUGAGGCAGAUAGCGAAAAAUCGUUUCCUAGUUUUCCUAUGGAUCUACUCGACAGGGUGGUCCAGACGAACGUCAGCCUCAGUACUCCCGAGAUCAGAACUCUGUGGCGAGACUUUAUUGUGGGUAUUGUCCGCGUCGGGUCGGAGGAUUCUGCGUUUUUUGAGUUUCUCCGCAACCGCGUCCUUGCCGAAAACUGCGCUAGACGUGCCCCGCCGCAGUCCGGUGCAGUUCAAAAAGCCGUCUGGGGAAGUGUGUGGGACUGCGCGGUGUUCCUCGUGACCCAGACUCCGUUGGCCGAACUCAGCGUCAAGUGGGAGGACAUUGUAUUGUUGACGCAGUGUAUUCCGUUUUCUGACGCCGAUCCGAAUGUUGAGUGGAGCAUCAUUGAAGCCCGUUGGAACACAAUCAUUCAAGCCGCAGUCGAACGUUGCGAUCUAAUCAAUGUUUCGCGGGCCUGUCUAAUCGAGAAAGCCGUCUCUUGCAUCUCGCAUCAACGCAUAGGGUUACGUGGGUCAAUGAAAGCGUUGUCUCUUCUAUUUUCACUUCUGGAGAAUAACGAAAAACGUACCCUGGACGCGUGUAAAGAUGAAGACAGGACCCAAGGACUCUAUGAUUUGUUCAACAAGCUCGCAGGAGGGGAUGCACUGACGACAGCUUCCUUGGUUCCCGAAGGCUCAAGACAUCUGGAAGCUGUUCUAGACUGUAUUUCAGUCAUUGAAAGAGUUGUGCGAACAACUCCUCCAAAGUUUGUGGUAUCUAGACUGUGUAAUUUGCAACCUGGGCUUCUCCCAUGGCUGCGCGAUGAGCAUGCAGUUCUCACGGAACUCCAAUAUAACACUGUGGUAAGUCAAUUCGGAGCCCUGGGACGUGCUGUCACCUAUUUAACCAAUGACACAGAUUGCCAACUUCUACUCCACAUCUUUGGAGGCGCUACUAGAUGCUGAAUCAUCAGCCACAAUAUUGCACAAAAUCACUCCGUUCCUCGUGUCAGGAUUUGUGCGCUUGCCACCCCCGCUUCUCUGUCCCAAUGCCUUCGAAUCUUUUUGGACCGCAAAAUAUAAGCCUAUUACGGACGAGCUAACCAGGGAAGGGUACCAGUAUCCGGAAGAGUUGAAGGUUUGCCUGCGCUACUUUAUAUAUAGCGGUUCGGAACAUGAAUCGUUCGCUGUCGGGUUAUCUGCGGGUAUCGAGAGUAUCGAUGAGGAGUCAUUCGUCCCUGAGAGCGUGAAUGUUGAGGCCCCAACACGCUCGAGCCCCGAUCACUCUUCCUUGGUUGCUGAUGACGCUGAACGAAU
Messenger RNA from Cantharellus anzutake, 2782 nucleotides. RefSeq lists its product as uncharacterized. The transcript has 5 exons. Bases 50 to 2431 code for a protein of 793 amino acids. NCBI's taxonomy places the organism in Eukaryota, Fungi, Basidiomycota, Agaricomycetes, Cantharellales, Hydnaceae. The record is from RefSeq and is a predicted model, not a curated record.